CUGUGGAGACGUGGAGGAGCCAGGCAUCGCGGCCUGAGAAAUAUCUAUGCAAGAUGUUAAUGUUGCAGACUUGGCUAGUGCAAGCCUUGUUUAUUUUCCUUAUCACUGGAUCUGUAGGUCAGCUUCUAGAUCCAUGUGGUCAUAUCAGCCCUGAAUCUCCAGUUGUACAACGUGGUUCUAAUUUCACUGCAGUUUGUGUGCUAAAGGAAAAAUGUAUGGAUAAUUUUCAUGUAAAUGCUAAUUACAUUGUCUGGAAAACAAACCAUUUUACUGUUCCUAAGGAACAAUAUACUGUCAUAAACAGAACAGCAUCCAGUGUCACCUUUACAAAUAUAGCUUCAUUAAAUAUUCAGCUGACUUGCAACAUUCUUACAUUUGGACAGAUUGAGCAGAAUAUUUAUGGAAUCACAGUAAUUUCAGGCUUCCCCCCAGAAAAACCUGAAAAUUUGAGUUGCAUUGUGAAUGAGGGAAAGAAAAUGAUGUGUCAGUGGGAUCCUGGAAGGGAAACGUAUCUGGAAACAAAUUUCACUUUAAAAUCUGAAUGGGCAACAGAGAAGUUUGCUGAUUGUAAAACAAAACGUGAUACCCCCACUUCAUGCACUGUUGAUUAUUCUCCUGUGUAUUUUGUCAACAUUGAAGUCUGGGUAGAAGCAGAGAAUGCCCUUGGGAAUGUUACGUCAGAUCAUAUCAAUUUUGAUCCUAUAGAUAAAGUGAAGCCCAAUCCACCACGUAAUUUAUCAGUGAGCAACUCAGAGGAACUGUCUAGUAUCUUAAAAUUGACAUGGAUCAACCCAAGUAUUAAGAAUGUUCUAAGACUGAAAUAUAUCAUUCAAUAUAGGACCAACGAUGCCUCAACUUGGAGCCAGAUUCCUCCUGAAGAUACAGCGUCCACCCGAUCAUCAUUCACUGUCCAGGACCUUAAACCUUUUACAGAAUAUGUGUUUAGGAUUCGCUGUAUGAAGGAAGAUGGUAAGGGAUUCUGGAGUGACUGGAGUGAAGAAGCAAGAGGGAUCACAUAUGAAGACAGACCAUCCAAAGCACCAAGUUUCUGGUAUAAGAUAGAUCCAUCUCAUACUCAUGGCUAUAGAUCUGUACAACUCAUAUGGAAGACAUUGCCUCCUUUUGAAGCCAAUGGAAAAAUCUUGGAUUAUGAAGUGACUCUCAGAAGAUGGAAAUCACAUUUACAAAAUUACACAGUUAAUGACACAAAACUAACAGUAAAUCUCACAAAUGAUCGCUAUACAGCAACUUUAACAGCAAGAAAUCUGGUUGGCAAAUCAGAUGCAUCUGUUCUAACUAUCCCUGCCUGUGACUUUCAAGCUACUCACCCUGUAACGGAUCUUAAAGCAUUCCCCAAAGAUAACAUGCUUUGGGUAGAAUGGACUACUCCAAGUGAAUCUGUGAACAAAUACAUACUUGAGUGGUGUGUGUUAUCAGAUAAAUCACCCUGUAUCCCAGACUGGCAACAAGAAGAUGGCACCGUGCGUCACACCUAUUUAAGAGGGAACCUAGCAGAGAGCAAAUGCUAUUUGAUAACAGUUAUUCCAGUAUAUGCUAAUGGACCAGGAAGCCCAGAAUCUGUAAAGGCAUACCUUAAACAAGCUCCACCUUCCAAAGGACCUACUGUUCGGACAAAAAAAGUGGGGAAAAAUGAAGCUGUCUUAGAGUGGGACCAACUUCCUGUUGAUGUUCAGAAUGGAUUUAUCAGAAAUUAUACUAUAUUUUAUAGAACCAUCAUUGGAAAUGAAACUGCUGUGAAUGUGGAUUCUUCCCACACAGAGUAUACGCUGUCCUCUUUGACUAGUGACACAUUGUAUAUGGUACGAAUGGUAGCAUACACAGAUGAAGGUGGAAAGGAUGGUCCGGAAUUCACUUUCACUACACCAAAGUUUGCUCAAGGAGAAAUUGAAGCCAUAGUCGUGCCUGUUUGCUUAGCAUUCUUAUUGACAACUCUUCUGGGAGUAUUAUUCUGCUUUAAUAAGCGAGACCUAAUUAAAAAACACAUCUGGCCUAAUGUUCCAGAUCCUUCAAAGAGUCAUAUUGCCCAGUGGUCACCUCAUACACCUCCAAGGCACAAUUUCAAUCCAAAAGACCAAAUGUACUCAGAUGGCAAUUUCACUGAUGUAAGUGUUGUGGAAAUAGAAGCAAAUGACAAAAAGCCUUUUCCAGAAGAUCUGAAAUCAUUGGAUCUAUUCAAGAAAGAAAAAAUUAGUACUGAAGGACACAGCAGUGGUAUUGGGGGAUCUUCAUGCAUGUCAUCUUCUAGACCCAGCAUUUCUAGCAGUGAUGAAACUGAAUCUGCACAAAACACUUCAAGCACUGUCCAGUAUUCUACUGUGGUACAUAGUGGCUACAGACACCAGGUUCCAUCAGUUCAAGUCUUCUCAAGAUCUGAGUCCACUCAGCCUUUGUUAGAUUCAGAGGAGCGGCCAGAAGACCUACAAUUAGUAGAUAAUGUAGACGGCAGUGAUGGCAUUUUGCCCAGGCAACAGUAUUUCAAACAGAACUGCAGUCAACAUGAAACCAGUCCAGAUAUUUCACAUUUUGAAAGGUCAAAGCAAGUUUCAUCAGUCAGUGAGGAAGAUUUUGUUAGACUUAAAGAGCAGCAGAUUUCAGAUCAUAUUUCACAGUCCUGUGGAUCUGGGCAAAUGAAAAUGUUUCAGGAAGUUUCUGCAGCAGAUGCUUUUAGUUCAGGUAUUGAGGGACAAGUUGAUAGAUUCGAAACAAUUGGGAUGGAUGCUGCAGUUGAUGAAGGAAUGCCUAAAAGUUACUUACCACAGACUGUAAGACAAGGUGGCUACAUGCCUCAGUGAAAGACUGGUUCCUGUUACAACUUCAGCAGUACCUGUAAAAUAAAGCUUAAAAUAUUUCAUCUGUGAAUUCAGAUAAAAAAUUAUCUUCACUCCCUGAAGAUGAUCAUUUGCCCUUAAGGACAAAAAUGUACUGAACUUCACAUGGGCUAUUUCCAUUCCAGUAUAUCUGGGAUUCUACUUUGAGCACUACAUAAACUGACUUUAUCCUCUGAAUAGCUGAAUGAGUUUGUGCUGUUUCAGGAUGUUUGCACUGAAGAAAAACAAAGCUUGUCUGAAAUUUAUAAAGUAAAACUUCAUUUUGCUACACAGAAAACAGAGGGUAUUUAAAUAAUAAGCAGUGAUAUACUUAUUGAGCACAGCUAUACUGAUUUGAUGAGAAUAGUCAUCAAAUAAAGUGGCUUAGGGACAGUUAAUAUAGAGGAUCAACUCUAGCUGACAACAUAGUUUAAAAAGAGUCUAUAGGGCUGUAUGAGACCAGCUUUUGUAGUCUGACAAAAAAGUAGGGGGGCUCGUUUAUAGUUAAUAUGAACAUAUAAAGUGUUAGUUCCUUUGCAUUGGUAAUGAUGCUGCCAGUUGUUGCUGGAGAAAAGGAAUUCCAGAGCUAUAAUGUGGCAGAUUUAAAAUAUCCAUCUUUUUAAAAUUACAUAGUCAAUAAUCUCACUAGAUUUUUUAAAAUUUGCUUUUUAUCGACAGCCUCUUUGAUGAUCUAUUUCACAAAUUCAGUGGAGUAGCCUGGUAAGAGCUAGGAAUGAACACAACAAACUAUCAAGCAUUUUAAAAAUUGUUUGCCACUUAUAAAGACUUAGAUUAACAUUUUUCUAUACCUAUACAUAUAUACAUAUAUCAUUGAUCUUGUUAAGAUUUCAGAGAAUUUGGUUGAUAAAGCACUUUAUACGUCUUCAGCUUAAAAUGUGUUUAAUUCAGUAUACUUGUUUUUUAUUUUUAAGUGGGCCAAGACUUAAAAUUUUCUUUUUUUCUGGUAGGUGUUUGAAGCAAACUGAGUUAGAGGAUUUGGGCAGUAUACACCAAAACAAACAAAACAGAACCCAAAGAUGUACACAUUGAUCUUAGUAUAAUUAGCAAAUACCCUUAUUGUAGAGACACUUAAUAAAAAGACGGUAUUUUAAUAUCUGCCAUUUCUGAGAUAAGGUGGAACUUAGUUUUACUUUGUGAUUUAGAAAUAUUUUGAACAGAACUGGAAAAAAGAUGUUUUUCAGUGGAGAAGUGAGCCACACCUCUGAAGUUUAGCACUAAAGCCUCUAACGCAUUUAUGUUGUCCCUAACCACCACAUGUGACAUGGAGGCAGGAGCUAAAGAUAAGGGCUAAGUAAGAAGAAAUUGUCAUGCAUCAUUAGUGGUUGACUACUGCUAUCAAGUGAGUUUAGAGGAAGUAGAUUUGGUUUUCUUUCAUAUUUAAGUUACUCACAGAAACCAGGCAAAUUUAAACUAGUUUGUAGAGGCUAUUGAAGAAUAAAAGGCUAAGAAAAAUGGUAUACAUUCACAGUUGAAAUGUAAUUCUACUUUUUACUUUCUCAGAAUAUUUUUCACAUUAGACUUCCUGUUACAUUUUAUCCUUCAUAUUCUUGCAUUUAUAUAAGGACUAAUAUUUUUCCAACUUCUUUUACAUAUAUGAUCUUUGGGAUACAGUUAAAUAGGUGGUUUAUUCUGAGAAAUCCAGUUUUCUACUUUAAGCAAAAGUAGAUUGGUAGAGUGACAGAAUUAGAAGUAGAUGAAGAAAGUUAGGCACAAAGGUCAAGUAGGGACAGAGACCCACAUUCACACUAUAAGAUCGUGGCAUCACCACCAUUUAAGUUGGUCAGUAAAGGCGGGGCCAGAUCAGGACUGGAUUUGUCUUGCUAUAUACCAGCUUACUUCAAAAAAUUUAUGGAAAAAUAGAACUAAAAGAUAAUACAAAUCUUUCCAUGAACUUUUUGAAGGCCCUCCUAUAUCUGUCAGAAAAUUGAUAUCUAUUACAUUUUUCAAUUCCUCAAAAUAAGUAGUCAUGCUAUUGUAAUUGUGUUUAGCUGUAACCUUCCUCAUAACAAAUUACAGUGUUGUGAAAGAAACUUUGUAGUGUGAAGUUUGUCCAUUUGGGGAGGCAGUUAUAAAAUGUGAACUCAUGGUCGAAGGGGAUGAGAAUGAAGGGUCAUUGCAGACAGGACCUCGCAUACACAAAUUUGCAUGUUGAAACCUUUAUAGAAAGAACGUGGUACAGUGAGUGAAUGCCUCUAGCCACAAGAGCACUUGAGACAAAUUUAAUGGAUAUAUGGUUACUGUGCAAAACUUCAUUCAGGAAAUGAAGAUAUAUUUGAGCACUAAUAUGUAAUGUACGUUUUUGCCCUAAAGAGAAAAGCAAUCAUAAAACUUUUUCUUAAAUACAAGAUUACUUUCCUAGAGCAUGUCUUAGAAUAACUAUGUUUUGUGCAUGUAAGUUGUAUUUUAGGUAGGUAGAGAAACAAAUCUGGUUUGUUUAUGUAAAAACUGAAUUCUCCCCCCAGCAGCAAAAACUAGUCUAAUAAAGUUAGUGGAUUUAUUACUUUUUAAAUAUUUAGUGUCUAAAAGUGUUUAAAGUAAUGCUACUACAUCAGAAAACAGCCUCUUUGUGGACAAAACUAAUUCACGGCUUCUAAUGCAAUCGUACUCUUUAGGAUUAAAAAAAGAUUCAACGUAUAUUAUGUGUUGCCCUUGUAAUUUGACUAUCAGUUACUGGUGUAUUUGGUAUCCUGCCCUCAUCUCUCAUAAACGGAUAAUGCAGAAUAACUGUUAGAAAACUGUGAAACUUCAGACUUUCCAAUAAAAUCUAAAAUUGUAA
Messenger RNA from Galeopterus variegatus (Sunda flying lemur), 5625 nucleotides. RefSeq names its product interleukin 6 signal transducer (gene IL6ST). The transcript is spliced from 16 exons. NCBI's taxonomy places the organism in Eukaryota, Metazoa, Chordata, Mammalia, Dermoptera, Cynocephalidae. Gene Ontology annotation, cellular component: membrane; signaling receptor complex; external side of plasma membrane. Bases 54 to 2813 code for a protein of 919 amino acids. The record is from RefSeq and is a predicted model, not a curated record. Gene Ontology annotation, biological process: cytokine-mediated signaling pathway. Gene Ontology annotation, molecular function: cytokine binding; cytokine receptor activity.